Molecule: messenger RNA, 624 nt
Organism: Heterobilharzia americana
Lineage: Eukaryota; Metazoa; Platyhelminthes; Trematoda; Strigeidida; Schistosomatidae
Source: the annotation of a GenBank genome assembly
AUGAAGUCUGUAAGGCGCCACUUACGUUGGUUGCGGAACAUCCCGGCUGCUCUUUCUUUACAUCGAGAAUUACAGUGCCACAUUAUCAAAAAAGAAGAAAUGCGUUCAGUCCCGUUACGUUCUUUCAGCGAUUUCUUAGGUUCAGAUGCUCGUUUCAGUGUUCCCAGAGAAAGUAAAUGGAAUGAAAGAAUGAUUUCAAAUUUGAUUUACUAUCAGUCAAAUUACUUCUUAAUGAGUAUGAUUAUAAUCCUAUUGUUGAGUGUUAUUAACCCAAUCCCAGUUCUAAUAGGAUUUGUUUUAUUAUGUUGUCCUUUGUUAAUUCUUCUCUUCUUGGACACAUCAACCCUUAAUACUAUAAAUCAACCGAAAAUACUUUUACCUGUUUGUUUCAUCAUCUCAUUGAUAUUGAUUCGUUUUAUGUCUGGAAUUAUAUUGUUCUUCUGUAUCCUGUUGGUACCCAUAUUGAUAAUAUGCCUUCAUGCUCUUUGUAGACAACGUAAUUUAAAGAACAAAGUCUGCAAACUUGUAGAAUCAGUUCGAUAUGGAGAACAGAAAACAUUGAUGGGAUAUGUAUUGGAGGUGUUUGGUGUAGAUGUACGACUUCUAACUGUUGAUAGCAACUAA